CUCGUUUUGAAGAUGCUUCAGUCGCGCGCCCCAACCGACACUGCCGCCGCAGUUGUGUCCGACUCUCUAGGCCCCCGCCCGUCUACAAAGUCCAUCACAUCGCGUUCGACUAACGGGGACUCGAGAAGCAGCACCAGCAGCAAUUCCCCUGACAUUGGGUCGUGGAAGGCAACGCUGGCGUCGUUGGUGGAACAGCACCCCCACGUGACGUCGAAUUGGAGCGAGCCGAGGACCGCCGACUUCAAAGUGCGCAGCAAACGCUACUUGACCACAAGCUUGAAAGAACAAGUCGACGAAGCGAAGUGCGAACUCAUUUGGGUCGAUGUGUUCCAAGGCGAUCGGUCCAAGUUUUUUCACAUCUCGCAGCGCCCCGAGAGCGUCGUGCGCCACUUUACCGAGCUGUACCCACACCGAGAGCUGUUUGUGCUCAACAUUUUGCUGCCGGGGACCCCCGAUGUCACAUAUGCGCAGUACUUUGCGUUGCGACCAGACGGCGUCACAGACGCGUUCUCGAAACUGUGGCGGGCGUUCAUGGACGGCACGGACGACUUCCGAAAUGCGCGCCUCAAGCUCAUCCCACGCGUGGUCGAAGGGCCGUGGAUGAUUCGCAAAGCGGUUGGCGCCAAGCCGUUCAUUCUGGCCAACGCCCUCGAGGUGCAGUGGUUCCGCGGCAAGAAUUACUUGGAAGCCGUCGUGGACGUGAGCUCCGAUUCCAUCGCGAAGAAGGUCACGUCCAUGUGUCGCAUGUGCGUGGCGUCCUUGGUCGUGGACAUGGCGCUUGUGGUGGAAGGCAAGUCCGAAGACGAGCUCCCUGAAGCCAUCCUUGGAUGCGUUCGAUAUGACCGGCUCGACAUGAAAUUUGCGACCAGUAUUUAACCGCCCAUCCACAUCAUCAUCCAACCAAACACUCUACUUUCUUGACUCCUUCGUCCCCUGCCGCGGCGGAUUAUGUAGCUCCCUGAACGACUGCUUGCAAUAUGUAGCUCUCCCUGAGUGGUGGUGACCUUUCGAGUGUCAAAUCCGGAUAUCAAAAUAUGUCGUAACCGGAUACACCAUCAC
This is a messenger RNA of Aphanomyces astaci, 1059 nucleotides long. RefSeq lists its product as hypothetical. The record is from RefSeq and is a predicted model, not a curated record. Lineage: Eukaryota; Oomycota; Saprolegniomycetes; Saprolegniales; Verrucalvaceae. The transcript is spliced from 3 exons. Bases 13 to 876 code for a protein of 287 amino acids.